Molecule: messenger RNA, 474 nt
Organism: Hyaloscypha bicolor E
Lineage: Eukaryota; Fungi; Ascomycota; Leotiomycetes; Helotiales; Hyaloscyphaceae
Exons: 1
Coding region: 76-474 (132 amino acids)
Source: RefSeq, a predicted model, not a curated record
ACGGAAAGGACCAUCUUGGGCCUGCAGGAGAAAGCAAGAUGGCAUAACUCACAAAAGCCUCGGUCUGGAUUGGGCAUGCGUGCCCACUUCUCGCCACCUAGCACCCCAGCAGAGCGAGAGGAGAAAUGGCAUUCCAUGCGGGAAGCACACUUUCUCGCCCCAUCGCCAUAUGUGUGGAAAGCCGAGGAGACGCUCUCAUACAUGGACCGUCAAGGCAUCGCCAUGAAAUUCCUGUCAAACGUCCCUGUAACUCUCCCCGCUCUGCAGCCUUCUAACGACUAUGGUGCUGGGACCAUGACGGGGUAUCCCGCAUGGUUUGGACUCCUGGCAGCGUCGCCGACGGAUGAUGCGAAGAAGGCGAUUGGGGAGGUUGAGAGAAUGAGCGGGGUGACUGAUGGCCGGGCGGUAACAAGCUAUUUUAAUGGUGUGUACCUGGGUGAUGAGAUGCUUGGUGGGCUUGAUGGGCUUGGUUGA